UUUGAUUUACUUUCUUUACUCUUUCCUUCUUUUUUGGUCUGUUUUGCUGUAGCAUCCACGUAGUGCUGCGAACCACGACGGGAGACUGGCGAACAUUUGGAAACGCGUGCAGCAGCAGAAGAGAGAGAGAUGCUGUCAAGCAAUGAAAGAUUUAUUGUGGAAAGCACAAGCUUGUCGUUUAUCCAACCGAGUCAAUACCCAACAGCCAGGCCACGAAUAAGCAAUGAAGCCAGAACAAAUCUGGGAUCAAUCAGAUCAUGUGAACCACUUAGUAUGAAAUGGAUUUGCCAGGAGAAUAGUCCAGCGGGACAACACCACGAGGUGCGUGCUAUCGGUAGGAGAAUCGUCUUUUUGGAUCGAGCUAAAGCUUACUACUUAAUUCCAGCUUUCGAGUGUAAAGCUCUCAUUCGUCGUCUUCUUGUGAUCAAACUAAACCAAGGCAGGCCCAGAUGAUCGAUGGUUGCUUGGUUAGCAAGGCAAUCGAGUCAAGCAACCAGAUCUUGGUGGAAAGUUUUUAUCUUGACUUCGAAUGCGUUUCUGGUGCUGCUGUCACUUUAGAGAAUUAACGCAUCCAGACAAUGGAAAUGGGGUAAGCAAUCUUGGAAAUUGGAAUUGGUCCAAGACGAUUGAUCGAUUACCAAAAAAAAGUUUUAAAGAAGCUUGGCAGAGGAAGGAGAUAUUUGACAAGUCUAGCUAGCAUCGCAGUAGCAAGCCAAGUAAUAUGAGCACAUGGCAUGCUCUGUCACACUAACAGUGACAAACUGAGGUACGCCUUGUUUUGUUUUGCUUUCUCCGCCUUCUAAACGAAGAACCCCUCUUUGUACAUGAGUUCCUUCAAACUCGCGGGUGAUCGAAGAACUUUUUGAGAUUUCCAAGUUCCAAGGAGGAGGGAGAUGAAAGUCCAGUGCGAUGGAUGCGAGUCGGCCGAAGCAGUCGUGGUUUGCUGCGCUGACGAGGCCGCCCUCUGCCGGGAAUGUGACAUCCAAGUCCACGAUGCAAACAAGCUCGCCGGGAAGCACCACAGAGUACCUCUCUUCAGGCCUCCCACCAGGACGAGCUGUGAUAUCUGCCAGGACAAGACGGCAUACUUCUUCUGCCUCGAGGACAGAGCACUGCUUUGCCACAACUGCGACAUGUCCAUCCACAAGUUGACUGCCUCCACCUCAAAUCACCGACGCUUUCUCGUCACGGGCGUUGCUGCUUCGCUCCACACUCUCUCGGGACAGGCACCAGCGACAUCUCCAGGAACACCACCGCCAAAAUCAUCUCAUGCUGUGCCCAACAGUAACAGCCACUCGAGGGCCUCCAAGAGCACAAAAAGGCGAGAGCACAGGGAUCACGCCGCUGCUUCGGACGCUCGACGCCACUGCCAAUCUUCUCCCCAGACCUCCACUUCCACCUCGACUACUUCCACCGCCACCGUCAUCACUGGCAGCAACACGGACAAUUCCAAGAGCUGCCAAGUUCCUGGAGUUCGCAAGCCCGCCGCUGUUGUUACUACACUUCCAGUGGCACCACCCCCGCCGCCGCCGCCGCCGCCGCCGCCAGGAGAUGGAUCCAGGAAGACUAGCAUUUUCGAGUUCCUCACGGAGGCAGUUCCUGGCUGGAAAUGCGACGAGCUCCUAAACUUGCCCGACUCGUCGUCACUAGCUUCGAGCUACACUUUCGAUCCCAAGAUCGACGCGAAUUUCGCCUGGCCCUCCGCUAACGUUUCCAGGGAUCAGAUCUACUUUCGGUCAGUUCCUCAGAUGGAUAAGCUGCCCGCCGGUUUCAAUGCUACUAAAGUCGUAGGAGACCCAGCUGCGUUGAAGCUCAAGACGAAGCCGGGUAUUUUCUUACUCCCAGAGCCGGACGACGCCUUCCUUGUACCCGAUCUCGGGCUUCACUCGGCACCCGAGUUACCGCCUGCUGUGAAAAGGAGGAGAACGUACUCCGAGCUGGACAACAUCUUCCUCUCGAGAUAACACAGGAACUCUUCCGUGCAAUCUGGAAGAUGUGCAUUUGCGCCUAUAUAGCGGCGAUGGUGAUCAAAGUUUAGUGGUCAGCGACAUGGGCCCCCUUUCUCGAUGAUGCGAAGAAAUGUGUACACGUGAAAGGCCAGUAAGUAGUGGAGCUGUCGCUUCGCCCCGCGUGUAAGAUAUGAGAGCUUGAAUGAAAGACUAAACGUCGCAACUUCCAGUGCUCAUCGAUCGGUCCCAUGAUGGUGCUCAUGGAUCGAUCCCAUGAUGGUGAUCAUCAGCCCUGUUGAUUUAGAGACCAAGGCUUCGUGUAAUAAAAUUUGCAUAGUAAAUUAUUGAA
This is a messenger RNA of Selaginella moellendorffii, 2298 nucleotides long. Its product is annotated as B-box zinc finger protein 20. Gene Ontology annotation, cellular component: nucleus. NCBI's taxonomy places the organism in Eukaryota, Viridiplantae, Streptophyta, Lycopodiopsida, Selaginellales, Selaginellaceae. The record is from RefSeq and is a predicted model, not a curated record. Gene Ontology annotation, molecular function: zinc ion binding. The transcript has 5 exons. Gene Ontology annotation, biological process: regulation of DNA-templated transcription; photomorphogenesis. Bases 894 to 1964 code for a protein of 356 amino acids.